Molecule: messenger RNA, 339 nt
Organism: Botrytis cinerea B05.10
Lineage: Eukaryota; Fungi; Ascomycota; Leotiomycetes; Helotiales; Sclerotiniaceae
Exons: 2
Coding region: 1-339 (112 amino acids)
Biological process (GO): transmembrane transport
Molecular function (GO): transmembrane transporter activity
Source: RefSeq, a predicted model, not a curated record
AUGGUAGUUUGUGAUUUAGUUUCUUUGAGAGAGCGACAAAAAUAUACUGGAUUGAUCUACGGAGCGUUCGCUAUUGGCACUUUCAUUGGGCCUAUAGUCGGAGGCUCAAUGGUCGAACAUAUUGGAUGGAGAUGGAUUUUCUGGCUGAAUUUGCCCAUCGGUGGACUGGCCUUACUUUCAUUGAUCUUCUUUUUUCGAGUUUCCUACGUCCGUUCUGGCCCAACCAUAUCAAACUUAAGAAAGAUCGAUUACCUUGGUAACACCUUGUUGAUCGGAGCAAUCAGCUCGAUUCUGAUUGCGUUAUCUGGUACCAGCGUAGAGAGACCAUGGGAGUCUUGA